This is a messenger RNA of Trichogramma pretiosum, 785 nucleotides long. RefSeq names its product signal recognition particle 14 kDa protein (gene Srp14). Bases 84 to 410 code for a protein of 108 amino acids. The record is from RefSeq and is a predicted model, not a curated record. Lineage: Eukaryota; Metazoa; Arthropoda; Insecta; Hymenoptera; Trichogrammatidae. Gene Ontology annotation, biological process: SRP-dependent cotranslational protein targeting to membrane. Gene Ontology annotation, cellular component: signal recognition particle, endoplasmic reticulum targeting. The transcript has 4 exons. Gene Ontology annotation, molecular function: endoplasmic reticulum signal sequence receptor activity; 7S RNA binding.
AAUUUUAAGAUUCGUACUAAUAGCUGACGACGCCAGAUAUUUUGGUGCAAAUAUCUGAUCAGAAACACAUAUGCUUGUUAAUCAUGGUUCUACUCGAUAAUGAUGCGUUUAUCGCGCAAUUAAACAAGUUAUUUGAAAAAUCUCGUACAGCUGGCUCAGUGAGACUAACAGUGAAAAGAUUCGAUGGAAUCCAGAAACCAACGCCUAGGGAAGGACGACCACCACAUCCAACACCUUCGGAGUAUUUGUGUCUGGUAAGGGCGUCGCAUCGUUCAAAGAAAAUUUCAACAGUGGUUCACAUGAAAGAUGUCAAUAAGUUCCAACAAGCAUAUUGGAAUUUGUUGAAAUCAAAUUUAAAUGGUCUCAAAAAGCAGAAAAAAGUGAAAACUGCUAAACCAAAAGCUCAAUGAUUUUUGUUUACAGUUAAUUAUAAUAAAUGUCUGCUUUGUUAUCACAAUGAUAUGUUGAUAAGAAUCACUUUUAAACUCAUUGAGUGAGUUUGGGCUAAUGAUUUUGCUGAAUUCUCACUGAUUAAGUUCACAUCUUUCACAAAUUAGAAGUAAUAAUAUGAGUGAAUGAGGUAUGUCAAGUAAAGCUGUACCUAAACUAUCAGUGUGGUAGAUAAUUCUAAGUAAAAUAUGUAAAAAAUAUUUUAGUGAAAAUGUAUAGUUAUUAUUCAUAAUUUACUUCACAGAAAAAUUGUAUUGAAAUUAUGGAGAAAACCCACAAUGUGCACCAUUGUAUGAAAAUUAUCAAUGUCAUUUGAAAAAGUUCUUAUAAUCAAA